AUGCCCGACGGCCCAGCCGGUGGAAAGAUGGACAAGCAAGGUUUGUUUAUGCUUUAUAUCGUUUCAGUGAGAGUCCUUUGGUACCUCAUCGCAGAUACCAGUGAGAGGUGCGAAAAUUGCUGGAGGCGCCAGUCCAAGAAGUCGACAGUGGUGAAAGAAGACGCAGGAACGAGUCUUCGAGCCGGUCACGACAGAAUGGCGAGUUCUCGACGAAGUAAAAAUCAUCCUUCUAGACGGGUUUCGGGCCAUCAUCCAGAAGAAUCCUGA
Molecule: messenger RNA, 267 nt
Organism: Coprinopsis cinerea okayama7#130
Lineage: Eukaryota; Fungi; Basidiomycota; Agaricomycetes; Agaricales; Psathyrellaceae
Exons: 1
Coding region: 1-267 (88 amino acids)
Source: RefSeq, a predicted model, not a curated record